Messenger RNA from Caenorhabditis auriculariae, 6046 nucleotides. NCBI's taxonomy places the organism in Eukaryota, Metazoa, Nematoda, Chromadorea, Rhabditida, Rhabditidae. The record is from the annotation of a GenBank genome assembly.
AUGGAGGCCAUUUCCAAAGGUUUCCCGAAGAAAACCGACCAGACGCCGUUUUUGUCCCCUCCUUCUUUGAAUCGGUUCCAGAAGAGGGUUUAGAUUUUUCAAAUUUUCAGAUUAAGAAUACUUUUUCAGGCGGAAUAUCAAGCAAAUCCUUGGAUCCAUCGCCAACUUCCCAAAUAUGGUCGCAUGUUCAAGGUGAUUACAAAGUGUAGAAUUUUGAGAUGAAAAUGUUUUUGUAUUCUUUUGUUUUCUGUAAAAAGUUAUCAAUAUAGGCAAAGUCGAAAAGGUUGGAAAAAGGCUCCAUAGAAAUGUUCCUUUUUUGGUGCCUUUUUGCACCAUUUUUGCUGCCUCUCCCUUUUUCCACCAUUUCUUGAACCUUUGAAAUCCCAGAAAAGGCUCGGUAAAGGGAACCUUUUUGCGGCCUUUCUGCAGCCUUUUUUUGAGCCCCUCCCUUUUAGCGGCCAUUCCGACUUUGCCCGAGAACAAAAAGAAAAGAAAGAUGUGUUAAAAAAAAGCCUUUUGAAAUAAAAUUUCCGGGAUUUUUUUUUAAAUUUCUAUGAACCUUACAUAAAAAUUUAAGAUUAUGUUUAGAAAUAUGAAUUUCGAUUUUAAAUGCUCUCAGAAAAACUCAUCCCAUCAUAAAGUUUUUUUCUGUAUCCCGAGUUUACGGGUUCCAGAAAGAGGAAUGUGAAAUAAAACUAUUAUCGAAUUUUUAAUAUUUUUUUGUUCAGUUUUUCCAAAAAAAAUCGGUAAGAAAUAUCAACAAUAUCAAAAAAAAAAAAUAAUUUUACUCAGAAUAAUCAAAAAUUCUGAUGAACGAACAGCACAGCUCCUAUGAAUUCAGCAAAAAAAGUUUAUUUUCGGAAAAAAAAGGAUAUUUUCCGUGUUUCUGAAAUCACCGGUGAUUAAACUAUGAACUUUUCAGGCCGAUUUCCGAGGCGAAGAACUGAAAUGGCCGGAAAAUGUGGCCCAGAAGAGCCCAGUCGAAGAGAAGACUUCCGGAAAGAAGAACAAAAAGGAGAAGAACAAGAAAACGAAAGGGAAGCCGGUGAAAGGAACUUCCCAAGAAUUCGCCCAACUGGACGUCGAUGGAAUGGACGGAAGGAGUGAUGAGGAUGACGUCAUCGACGUCACCGACAUGUUGCCUUCCGAUUUAGACGACGUCGAGGGAGAGGUUCAGGGAAAUAUAUGAAAAGGAGAAGAAGAAUGUUUUAGGUCCCAAUGGUAAACUCGAAGAGGAAGAAGAAGAAGGUGAUCAAGAAGAGUUUGAAGAAGAAAAGGGUAGAGGACGACGAGGAGAUGCCUUUGGUGGGUUUCGUGGUUUUUGUAUACUCGGGCAAAGUCGGAAUGGUGGAUAAUGGCCGCUAAAAGGGAGAGGCUCAAAAAAGGAAGCAAAAAGAGUCCCUUUAUCAAGCCUUCCAUUUUUUCUGGAUUUUCAGAUGUUUCAGAAAUGAUGGAAAAAAGGGAGAGACAGCAAAAAUGGUGCAUAAAAGCCGAUGAAAUGGCGCAAAAGGGGAGCCUUUCUCACCCUAAAAAAAUCAAUUUAAUGGAGCCUUUUUCCACCCUUUCCGACUUUUUUUCUUUUCUGUUUGCUCUAUGACACUUAAGAUGAAGAUUUUCAAGUUUUCCUAAUUUUUUCAACAGUUAUAAUUUUUUGUCGUAAAUGUUGAGACAUGGUAAAGCAGUUUAUUCGCUGGUACUACCAACGAGCCCACAUUAUUUCCCAACGCCAGCUGUCACUCCGGGACGUAUUGGACAGCGAUUGUGGACCGUAACCCGUGCCGACGACUAACUCUUCGAUUAUACCAUGAUUCAGCAGGGAUUUUCUUCAUCUUACUCUGAAGACUGAAUAAAUUGAAAUUAAAUUGAAAAUUGAAUGUUGAGCACUCUUAGGAAUCCUCCCAACGAGCGACGUCUUCCAAGCUGCCGAAAGAGGACGACGAAGACGAUGAAAGCGACUUUGAAGAAUCGGUCAGAAGACGUGAUCGGAAAGCUGGCGGGAAUGAUUCUGAAGAAGACGAAGAUGAAGAUGAAGCGGAGAGUGAACGCUUCAGGGAAGGUGGGCAAAUCAAAACUUCUUCGCAAAAAAACUUUUGACUGAUUAUUUGAAUUUGAAAAAAAUGCCUGAAAUUGUCUUCGUUGUCACCUUUUCAUGGUAAUUUUCUUGAUAAUGAUUUGGAAAAACGAGAAAAAAAUUUACCAAUUUUGAACCAUAUUGAAAUCCAUCUCCAUAAAACACCUGAAAAAUGCGACUAUAUUGGGGAUUCAAAGGAUCUAAAGAUUUUCUUGAUACCCGGCAAAAAUAUUCGGAAUCUAAAAAAUAUUCCGAAUUGAUUUCAAACCCUUAUUUGGAAUCGAUUCACAGAAGGGGGGCAGAAAAAGAGGCUCUGUUUUAUUUUAAUUUUAAACACGCAAAAGGUUUUAUUGAAUCAAAAAUAACUAUGAUAAAUGCCUUUAGAAUUUUGAAAGUGUUUUUUUUAAUCUAGUGCUUCGAAAAUCCCAACGAGAUUAUCAGUGGAAAUGUAUCUAAGAGAUCGAUUCAUUUUUGUUUUAGUUUCACAGUAAUUCGGGCGUACAGCUUUGUAACUGAUUCUUAAAUAUCGUUUCAUUUCGAAAAAAAUUUUUCCUUUCAAUUUUUAAUUUUUGAAAAAAAAGGAACUAAACUGUAGAAUUUUUUUUUCGAAACAAAUAAAAUACUGUUUCUUUCAAAAGCUUUUCACCUGUGAUAAUCUUAUUUUUACUUCUAGAAAUGUCGAAUCUUCCCCUGAACCAAGUGCGCGCGAUGAAAGACAAACUCGGCAUCAAACUCUUCAAUAAGACGUUUUUCGGCGUUUCCAAGGAGGAGGCUGAGAAGAAGAAGGCGGCUGAGAAUGUGGAGCAGGAGGUUUUCCACUUUUUUUUUAUUCUAGAGAUCACUCAACGUUAUAGGGAGCUUUCAAGUAGAAUUUUUCGCAUUUUUAAAAUUUUCAAGGCAAGAAACACAUCGAAUUGACUUAAAAAACCAGAGUGGCCCCUAUAGGGCAACCUUAGGGACCCAAGCAAUUUAAAAAGAGGAUUAUAAAAAAAUGUUUUAAUAACUUGCUGAUUGGGAGUUAAUUUGACUUUAGGGUUGGGGAUUUUCUGAAAAUUGAUCGUAGCUUUUAUUUAUGUGCCAGAUAAAGAUUCUGGAGGUUUUGAACUUUGAAAAGUCAUAAUUUACAAGGAAAAAUAAUUCAGAGAAAACAAUUGGAAAUCCUGAAAAUAAGUCUUUGAGCCCAGUCUUUUCAGAAAAAAAGAGCAUUUUUUGGAGGAAUUUCAAAAUUUUUUUAUCCACAAAAACAAAAACUAUUUUGCUUUUUUUGAACGUGUUUUAAAAACACCCUUGUUCGAACGAAAAUACAAAUUUCGCUUUUUUUGUUCGGGUUUUGAAGCCUCAGAAGGUCUUCAAUGUCUUCAGAAGAGAAUUUUUUUAUAUGAAUUUAGAAAUUCCUCAAAAAUUUGCUUUUUUUGCCAGUGGAAAUCAAGAAAAAUCGGCUCUCUGAAAAUUCAGUACGUUUUCGAAAUUCGCUUUUUUUCGCCGGUGAAGAUUUAAAAAAAUUCAUUUUUUCAAAAAUCCAAAAAAUUCCUGAAAAAUUGCCUUUUUUGUCAGUGAAAAUCAAGAAAAUCCAUUUUUUCAAAUUCAGAAAUGUCUUAGAAUUUGCUUUUUUUUUCCUUUGCAAAACGAGAAAAAUCACACAUUUUCCAGAAACUCGGUCAACACCGUCCAAAGGAAAUCUCCUCGAAACGGCCCGUUUCAGCUUUCCGCGAAAUUUAUGGCCAACAUGAGAUGAAGAAGAAAAAGUUAAUUCGAAAAACUGAUUUUGAUUGAAUAGUAAUUGAAUUUCAGGAAAUGGGAUCCGAGAUUCGACAGCCGGGCCGGCGAUUUCAAGGAGCAGUGUUUCGACGACAAUUACGGGUUCUUGAACGAAAUCCGAGGCGAGGAGAGAACGGUUCGAGGAGUUUUUUUGUUAGGGAAAUUGAUUAAAAAUCAGAGUUUUCUAUUAGUUUUCAGCUGAAGGUUUAGGAAAAAAAGUGUGGUGAAAUAUAGGAAAAUUCGAACUAAAGGGAAAAAAAUACUUUACCCCUUUAAAGAUCGAAAAAAAUUUUUUUUGAAGAUUUUUUUAAAAAAAUUCGAAAAAAAUUGUUACAAAUCAGGAUCGAAUUUCGUUACUUGCUGCUGAGAAUAACACAGAAAAAUUAUGUGAAAGUACGUGAUUCGCAUUUUUUUAAAGUUUUUGGUGCAGUUUUUUUGGAUUUUAAGUUCAAAAAUUCGAAAUAAUUUGAUCAAUUAUCUCAUCAUUUAUUGACGGUUUUUUUCGGAUAGAAAUUUUUCUUACAAAGUAUUCUUGAUGAGAAAGACGCGAAGAAAGAAAUGUCACUCAUUUAUUUUAUCUUCCAUCUAUAAAUUGCGGCGAAUUUUUUUGAAAUUUAUACCGUUCAGAAAUGAAAUUUCAUUAUUUUUUUACGUCUGUAGUCAUCAUUUGUUCAUUACGAUGAUUUCAUUUUUAUGCGGAAAUUAUGGUUUGUUCGCUUUUCUGUACCCUAUACUGUGAUAAAGAUUGCUUGGAAUUUAAAAAAUAAAAAAUGAAUGACGCAAGGAAACUUCAAAAAUGCUUUGUUUCGAUGUUUCUAACUGGAAAAAGUAACGCCAAAUGGUUUUUUUGAAGUCUUUUUCAAAAAAAUUAAAAGAAAGUAAAAUUUUUUUUUGAGAUUUUGAAGCAAAUUUCUACUGGAAAGUUAGCUUGCCUUUGAAAAAACUUUUUUUUUGUUUUUCAUUUUUUUGAAUUGAAUAAUUUUUCAACUCUGACGUGUCCUUGAAACUUCGAAAUUUUGAAAGAAAUCCAAAUCGGCCGAAUUGAAAAUUGAAAAUUCUUGGACUUCAAGUAGUUUUAAUGAUGCAGUAAAUUUAUCUAACGAAGUUUUUAUGGAAUUUAUUUCAGAAAGUUUCCAAAAAUUCCGCAUUUUUUGAAUAAUAGCCGUUUUUCUCAGGAACUGAUCGCGGAAAUGGAUCAAGCAACGGCGAACGGCGACUUGAAGCGAGCCGAACGGUUGAGAAAAGUAAAAAAUUCGGGAAAAUCUAAAAAAUUAUGCUUUUUGAGAUGAUGAUAGUGUUGGACAACAAAGACAAGGCCAAGGCGGAGAAGCGGAUGAAGGCCGAGACGAGAAAAAAGAACUGAGGGAGGAAAAAUAUCGAGAGGAUGUUGCGAGGGGAGAAGCCCGUCUACAAGACUAAAGGUUCGUUUGGGGGAAAUGAAAAAUUUUGUUCUGUAUAAAAAAAGUAUAAAAAUACUCACGAUAUGUCGAUUAAGAAAAUAAAAAUGGGGAGUUGGUAAAAUCCGUAAAAUUAGCUGCAGCCCUUGUAUGCAGACGUUUCGAAAAAUCGUCAUUUUUUAUCGACUUUUCACUGGAUGGAAGGAAAUUUUCCCCACAGUCACUAUCAACACAAAAAAUGCUCAAAAUGACAUAUUCUUCACGUUAAAGUUGGUCUGAACCGAUUUGCUCCACCAGGAAAAAAGUUAGCUUCACACGGUAUUUUCUCUACCGUAACCCUCAAAGUGGGCGGAGCCUUCAAAAAUCAGGUGUUAUAAGUUAAAGAGUUUUUUUGUAGUAUUUCUGAUAGAAAAAAACGAGAUUUUGAAAUUCUUGUACCAAGAUAUUUUUUUUAUGGUUCCUCUCCCCCUUUUUGAAAAAAAAAAGACUUUUUUUUCUUUUCGAUACAUUUUUCAGCCCCUUAUGAAGAAACUUUACCUAAAUAACUGGAAAAAUGUUUUCGCCACUGUUUUUUAAGGCUUCUUUCCAUAUGGAAAGUCAGGAAAUUGAAUUUUUCAGCUGAGGUCCGCAAGCUGGAGAUGAACAAGAAGUUCGAGCAGCUCAAAAAGACCAACAAGCUUGACAAGUACUUGGAGAGGUUUGAUUUUUUGAAAAACGCUUAUAGUUUGCUUUUUUUUCCAGGAAAGCCAAGCAAGCCGCCUCCAAAGAGCGGAAAAAGAAGCCUUCUUCAAAUUUUGAGCAAUUAUACGGUUAUCAAUGA